Messenger RNA from Rhododendron vialii, 2019 nucleotides. Its product is annotated as pentatricopeptide repeat-containing protein At5g59600. Gene Ontology annotation, biological process: RNA modification. Bases 257 to 1882 code for a protein of 541 amino acids. The transcript has a single exon. NCBI's taxonomy places the organism in Eukaryota, Viridiplantae, Streptophyta, Magnoliopsida, Ericales, Ericaceae. Gene Ontology annotation, molecular function: protein binding; RNA binding. The record is from RefSeq and is a predicted model, not a curated record.
GCCCUAGGUAUGGCGGGAAUGGGUAGCAGAAUUUUUGACGGGAAUGGGAGGAGUACAUUGGAACCUAGUAGUGUUUAUUGUUUAGACUAGUAGAAAAUGUUGUCUAUCCAUUGAAAGUAGAAAGGCCGAAUGUUAAUAUUCCUCAAGUCCGGUCUGAAGUUUGAACAAUGGGUAUCUAUCCAAUUUCAAGAUGAUGGAAGUCUCUUGAUUCUGAAAUGGUGUUUUCUUCCUACCCGCCCUUUUCCAAUUCCGUCGAAUGACUCCACUAAAGGCCCACCAGUUAAUCCCCAUCAGUCACCGUUCUUUCCAACCAUCAUACAAUGAAAUCUACACAAACCGCAUUGAAUCAUACACUCGUGAUCGGGCACUGCAAUCAGGCAGGGUACUACAUGCUCACCUGAUCAUCACUGGGUUAGCUCGUUUGACCCAUUUUGCCUCCAAGCUCAUAGCCUUUUACACCGAGUGCAGACGAUUGCCUGAUGCCCGGAAACUGUUCGACAAAAUUCCCCAACGAAACGUCCGCCGUUGGAUUGUUCUGAUCGGGGCCUACGCCCGCCAUGGCUUCCACCGUGAGGCUAUGGGUGUCUUUUCUGAUAUGCAGAGAGAAGGUGUAAGACCCUGCAAGUUUGUUCUCCCCAGCAUUCUCAAAGCCUGUGGACACCUCUCGGAUCAACUAACCGGAGAGAAGAUAUACGCUGUAGUUCUCAGACACGAUUUUGGUUUCGAUGCAUUUGUUAGUAGUGCAUUGGUAGACAUGUAUUCAAAAUGCGGGCAAAUUGAGAAGGCGAGGCGGGUUUUUGAUGGGAUUGUUGGGAAAGAUGUAGUUGCAUUGAACGCUAUGGUUUCGGGUUAUGUUCAACAUGGGUCUGUUAGAGAUGCAUUGUGUUUGGUCGAGGAAAUACGAGAAAUGGGAGUGAAGCCCAAUGUGGUAACAUGGAAUGCGUUGAUUUCAGGAUUUGCACAAGCCGGCAAUGAUUCUAUGGUCUCUGAAAUGUUUCGAUUGAUGCAUAUCGGUGGAGUCGAGCCAGAUGUAGUAACUUUUACAUCAGUAAUUUCUGGGCUUGUGCAGAAUUUUCGAAACGAUGAAGCUUUCCAUGCGUUUAAGCUAAUGAUAAAGCUUGGAAUGUAUCCGAGUUCUGCUACGAUUAGCAGCCUCCUCCCUGCAUGUGCAACCUUGGCAGAUUUUAAGCGUGGAAAGGAGAUUCAUGGAUAUGCAAUGGUGAGUGGAGUGGACGAAGAUGUAUUCGUCCGGAGUGCUCUUGUUGACAUGUACGCAAAAUGUGGUUUUAUCUACGAUGCAAGGACAUUGUUUCAAACCAUGUCAGAGAAGAACACAGUGACUUGGAAUUCCAUGAUUUUUGGAUACACGAAUCAUGGAUAUUGCAAUGAAGCAAUUGAGCUUUUCAAUCAAAUGGCAGAGGUGGAAGAGGAAAAACUAGAUCACUUGACUUUCACCGCUUCUCUCACUGCCUGUGGCCAUGGGGGAAUGGUUGAACUCGGGCAGAAUUUGUUUGACUUGAUGCAACGAAAGUAUGGGAUUAAACCAAGGUUAGAGCACUACGCUUGUAUGGUGGAUCUUCAUGGUAGAGCGGGAAAGAUUGUUGAGGCUUAUGAUUUCAUCAAGAUGAUGCCGAUUGAGCCUGAUUUAUUUGUGUGGGGAGCAUUGUUGGGUGCUUGUAGACAAUAUGGGAAUGCAGAUCUUGCUGAAAUAGCAGCAAAGCAUCUGCAUGAGCUUGAACCUGAUAGUCGAGGAAGCGGUUUGUUGUUGUCAAAUAUGUACGCAGACUCAGGGCAUUGGGGAAAUGUUGCAAGGGUGAAGAAGAUGAUGAAGAAGAGGAAGUUGACAAAGUAUCCCGGAUGUAGUUGGAUAGAAGCCGUCUAGUCUGAAAUCGCAGUUACAUUUGAAAAGCUGCCAUUCUAUUCUUUACCUUGAACUUUGCUAUCCAAGCAAAUAUGAGACUUCUGAAUGCUGCUAGGUGUUAAUACAGACCUUGAUCUUACAUGAUCCAGCCGUAAAAA